Molecule: messenger RNA, 1357 nt
Organism: Suillus plorans
Lineage: Eukaryota; Fungi; Basidiomycota; Agaricomycetes; Boletales; Suillaceae
Product: 2-nitropropane dioxygenase
Exons: 10
Coding region: 179-1243 (354 amino acids)
Molecular function (GO): nitronate monooxygenase activity
Source: RefSeq, a predicted model, not a curated record
UGAUGAGUCAUCAAAUCAUGGGUCGGUUUGCACGUGAUUGGGCUAGUGGACCGGUGAGUUGUUCGGAACUUGUUCCCGUACGCGGUGGCCGCUACGGGUUGCAGCUUUAUUCAAAUGGCUGCAACGUGGAAGAGCUAGCGCUGUGGUUCACAUUCGGUUCUUACCCUGGUACUUCAUCAUGCCGUCCUCGCAGCCAGUGUUCUCGACGCCUCUGACACGCCUCUUCAAGAUUAAUCAUCCCGUCAUGCUUGCAGGCAUGAGCGUUGCCGCAGGGCCCAAACUAGCUGCAACAGUGACCAAUUCGGGCGGCAUUGGUGUCAUUGGCGGAGUUCGUCAGAACCCCAAGAUGCUCCAGGAAUCUAUCAAUGAACUCAAGAGCUAUUUGGAAGAUAAGACCGCACCAUUCGGCGUAGACCUCUUGCUUCCUCAAGUAGGUGGUAGUGCUCGAAAGACAAAUUAUGAUUAUACGGGCGGUCAACUUGACGCACUUUUAGACGUCGUUAUAGCCAGCGGGGCUGCACUUUUCGUUUCUGCCGUCGGUGUGCCGCCAAAACAAGCUGUUGACAAGCUUCAUGCUGCUGGAAUUCCAGUCAUGAAUAUGAUCGGUCAUCCAAAGCAUGCUAAGAAAGCCCUCGAGCAAGGUGUUGACAUCAUCUGUGCACAAGGUGGUGAAGGGGGUGGUCACACUGGCGAAACUCCAUUCUCCAUUCUGAUACCCACCACUGUUGAUCUUUGCAAGAAUGCCAAAAGCCCUUUAACAGGUGAGCAGGUCAUCGUCGUUGCUGCCGGGGCAAUCGCAGAUGGCCGUGGUCUUGCUGCCGCACUUUCGUAUGGUGCGUCCGGUGUUUGGGUCGGCACCCGCUUUGUGGCUAGUACCGAAGCAGGCGCUCCUCCAAAACACAAGGAACUAGUUGUCUCAGCUGGUUAUGACGACACUGUCCGGACCCUCAUAUACACUGGUCGUCCGUUGAAUGUGCGGAAGACUCCUUAUGUUGAAGAAUGGGAAACCCAGCGACAGGGCGAAAUUACAAAGCUUGUUGCACAAGGUCAUGUCCCGCACGAUGUCGAACUAGAGAAUCAUCCCGAGAAAUCUCUGGAGGGUCGAAUGUGGUUAAUGGGCAAGGUAGCAGGAUCCAUCAAUGAUGUUAAGCCGGCGAAGGAGAUCGUUGAUGAGCUGGUUGCAACAGCAGCUGUGAGCUUGAAAACAGCUUCGGUUCUAAUGAUAAGCAAAGCGAAGUUAUGAGUGGCGAUUUCCCUGGACUCUAGUUGUAAUGGAAGGCCAGCAGAGAGCGCGACCUCACCGGAAUAUGAAUUUAUUGUAUCCUUAUUUCAGUUGUAUGUACCCCUGUAGGAUCUU